This is a messenger RNA of Oryzias melastigma (Indian medaka), 2690 nucleotides long. Its product is annotated as transmembrane protease serine 9. The transcript is spliced from 10 exons. Gene Ontology annotation, molecular function: serine-type endopeptidase activity. The record is from RefSeq and is a predicted model, not a curated record. The coding region runs from base 665 to 2650 and encodes 661 amino acids. Gene Ontology annotation, biological process: proteolysis. Lineage: Eukaryota; Metazoa; Chordata; Actinopteri; Beloniformes; Adrianichthyidae.
CCCAAAAACAAACAGUGCCCCCUGUACAGGUGCGUGUGACUAAGGCAUUACCUGGACCGGUGAGUUCAUUCUAUCAUAACAAGCAAUCACAUGAUCCAGGUUGGUAGUUUUAAAAAGCUACAGAGGCAGGAAGUCCAACAAUCUUCUGAUCUCCUUUAAACUCAUGUUUUCAAUGUUUGUCUGCCUUUAUGAUGCAAAAAAAUGAUAAAAGUUCCACAUGUAUCCAUCAUAUCAAGUUCUAGUAUAAGAUAACCUCUGUGAGAGGGUCCUACAAACUGUUAUUUAUAAAUUUGAUAUGUGAUGAAAUAUCGUUUUAGUUAAACUGGUGACAAACCACAGAACUAUAGUGGCAAGCUAUUGCAGAUAAAACAACAAAAUGAUUCAAUUUUCUCACAAUUUGACCAUAAAAAUGCAUAAAAAGUGGCACGAAAACAUUCUUACUAAAAGCAUAAAGAAAAAUACUGUCAAUAUGAAAGUAGAAAAGAAAGUUCUCAGUAACAUGUGAGAAAUGAACAGUUGUCUUACAACAUUUUGAUGAAAGGAGGACCAGUCUGACAGGUGACAGCUAAAGAUGCUUUUUAAGGUGUGUCUAAAAUAUGGGGAAACCUGCAGAGUGUAUAUAGCUCUAACUUAAGACCAGAAACUGCAUCAGAAGACUGCAGGCAUGGCUCUGAAGCUGAUCUGUGUGGUGGCUCUGCAGACGCUCUUCAUAAAAGAGUCAGUGUCACAGCUUAAUGUUUGUGGUCAGGCUAAUCUGAACACCAGGAUUGUUGGAGGACAGGAUGCUCCUCCAGGGUUCUGGCCCUGGCAGGUCAGUCUGCAGGGACCUUCACACUUCUGUGGAGGAUCGCUCAUCAACAACCAGUGGGUGCUGACGGCAGCUCACUGUUUUCAAGGUUCAAGUGCAUCUGGUGUGAACGUGGUUCUGGGUCUUCAGACUCUGCAGGGAUCCAACCCCAACAUGGAGUCUCGAACAAUAACAACUUUAAUCGUUCAUCCGAGCUACAACUCGGAUACAAUAGACAACGACAUCGCCCUCCUGCAGCUCUCCUCACCAGUAAACUUCACAAACUACAUUUCUCCAGUCUGUCUGGCUUCCACCAGCAGCACCUUCUUCAGCGGCAUCAACACCUGGGUCACCGGGUGGGGUAACAUUGCAAGAGGAGUUUCCCUUCCUUCCCCACAAACCCUCCAGGAAGUAAAAGUACCGAUUGUGGGAAACAGACGGUGUAAGUGCAGCUAUGGAGCCAGCUACAUCACAGAUAACAUGAUGUGUGCCGGGUUACUUGAAGGAGGCAAAGACUCUUGUCAGGGAGACUCAGGAGGUCCACUGGUGAUUAAGCAGAAUGGCCGCUGGAUCCAAGCAGGAAUUGUGAGUUUUGGAAUAGGUUGUGCUCAACCUAAUUACCCAGGAAUCUACUCAAGAGUGUCCCAGUACGAGACCUGGAUCAAUGCCCAAAUCACCAGUAAUCAGCCGGGGUUCAUCAACUUCACUUCGACCGGAACAGACAGUGACCUCAGUGUGUCGUGUCCAACAGUGCCACCUGCAGAUUUGGUUUGUGGGCGGGCCCUCCUGAACUCCUAUUUGUUAAACGGAAGUUCAGUGGUAACUGCAGGUCAGUGGCCGUGGAUGGCGAGUCUGCAGAAGAACGGACAGCACGUGUGUGGAGGGACACUAGUUUCUCUGGACUCUGUGCUUAGCAAUGCUAACUGCUUCUCAAGUUCUCCUGUGGCGUCUGAGUGGACGGUUGUGUUGGGUCGUCUGAAGCAGAACGGAUCAAACCCCUUUGAGGUGUCGCUGAAAGUGACAAACAUCACUCUGAGCAACCAGACAGGCUCCAAUGUUGCAGUGCUGAAACUCUCCACCACGCCCGAGCUGAGUUAUUUCAUCCAGCCCAUCUGUCUGGACAACGGAAGAACUUUUCCUGUGGGAACAACAUGCUGGGCUGCAGGCUGGAGUUCUGGACGGGGAGGAGAAGAAGAAGUUCUGCAGGAGUUCCAAACCUCAGUGCUAGAAUGUACGAGACCAUCAAAUGACAGGAUCUGUACCGGACGGUUUACACUUGAACAGGGUGACUCCGGAGGCCCCCUCAUGUGUGAGCAGGACGGCUCUUGGUAUCAAGCCGCUGUGUUAUCAUCCAUGAACAUCCCCAGCAGGAGAAGACGAGCUGCAGCGGUGAUGGAGUUUGAGAGACUCAGCCGCUUCCAGGACUUCCUGGUUAAGACGGUGGGAACUUUCCUGUCUCCUGCACCAUCCACCACCACUACCAGACCUACGACCAGACCUGAUACCGGACCUUAUACCGAACCCGUGACCGAACCUACGACCAGACCUGAUACCGGACCUUAUACCGAACCCAUGACCGGACCUACCACCAGACCUGAUACCGGACCUUAUACCGAACCCAUGACCGGACCUACCACCAGACCUGAUACCGGACCCCAUACCAAACCCAUGACCGAACCCACCACCAGACCUCAUACUAGCACUACUACCAGGCCAACGGCCAGACCUCAUACCAAACCCAUGACCAGACCUAUGACUACUACUGAUCACAUGACUGGCUGGAAAAUUCCCCACAAGGUUUUCUUCUACCUUCGUCUCAUUUUCCGGACCUUGUGUCACGUUUUCUCCUCACAUGAAACUUAAACUACUAUGAUAUGAAAUCCAAAAAGGUGAACAAUUUCCA